This is a messenger RNA of Anopheles aquasalis, 1121 nucleotides long. It is a transcript of the gene bug, whose product is annotated as thioredoxin domain-containing protein bug. Gene Ontology annotation, biological process: cilium assembly. The record is from RefSeq and is a predicted model, not a curated record. Lineage: Eukaryota; Metazoa; Arthropoda; Insecta; Diptera; Culicidae. Gene Ontology annotation, cellular component: cilium.
AAAGUAAACAACUUUUGCACCAAAAAAGUACGGACGAGCGGCUGAUUUCGGUAGAGCACCUUAAAAUCCCGAUUCUAAAUGGAUCCUUCGAGGUUUCUGAUCAUUUUAGCAUUAGGGUUGUUUUUGAUCGGCUACGGAGAUGCGUCCGGCUUUCCGUUCCAUCAUUAUGCGCAGCGGUUCAACCUCGAAUUCUUCGACUUGCAGCACAUGACGGAGCUUUUCCACAGGCACAACGAUGCGAAGGCCGAAGAAACUGCUGCAUCGCAAAGUGCCGUUGUGCAAUCGAAUCGAUCGUACCUGAGCGGUUCGUACGAGUACAUCACGUACUGGGACAAACGUUACUGCUCACUGGCGGGUGAAAGUGUGAAACAGGAUGCGACCGACGGUGGAACGGAGGCCAACCGAAGGCCUUCCCUGCGCGUCAAGUGCAUUCCGACCAACGGGAACGGAACGUUACGGAUGCUGAGUUCCCUGAAGGAGGUCGUCAGCGUGCUGGCCCCGCACGGAAACUCGACCAAACGAAACCAAACGGGCACGUGCGUGGUGCUGCUGUUUUACAGUAAAACCUGCAUCCACAGUGCGAUGGCAGCACCACAUUUCAACGCUCUGGCACGCCACUUCCUCAACCUCACAGUCGCCGCCAUCGAUGCCAAUGAGUUCCAUGUGCUGAAUGCCGAGUUUGGGAUCGUGGGCCUACCGACGAUCAUGUUUUUCCACCAAGGCCGCACGCUAGUCAAGUACAACGGAACCGAGAUCUCGAUUACGUCGUUAGCGAACUUUGUUACCCGGCACAGUGGCAUGGAGCCGUUGUUGGUGAACCAAACGAAACCAGCCUCCGGUGGUCACUAUCCGCUGCACUACAUCUCGGACGAUUUUAAAGGUCCUCUGUCGAAUAAGGUGGAAUACCGUACGGAUUACUGGCUGUAUGUGGCAUGGGCUUUCAUUAUCCUUUGCGCGUGCCACUACUUUUCCAAAUCGUCCCUGUACGCGCAGAUCAUCGAGAUGAUCAAACGGAACUGGCGGGAAUCGGCUGCACACCAUGGCUAGAAAAGGCCGGGUUUUUUUUGUUAUCUCUGGUGAUAUCUGUGUGAAUAGAGUAACUUAAUUGAUCAAAGAGAGAA